AUGAAUACAUGCAGCUUCUUUUUGUUACUUUGUCCACUGCUUUUUUCCCAAACAGGUAAGUAACAUUAAAACUAAAGUUUUGACAUUGUUGGAGUUGGAGUAGGUAGAGUGUUGGAAUAGAUGAGAGGAUUCUUUCAACAUGAACUAAUACUUGCUGCUUUCUGUCACAGAGGCCACUCUCUUUGGCUGUGGUUUGCUUCAGUGCCAGUUUUCUUCGUCUGGUGAUGUUGUUUAUUUGGCAAAAAUGUUCUUCAAUAAGCUUCUUUGGGCUGACUACAACAGCACUUUGGGGAAAUACACUGGUUACACAGAAAAGGCAAUAGAAGUCGUUGAUGGAUUCAACAAAAACAAGGAGUUUUUGAAACGUGAACAAAACAAUUUAGAGCUUUGCAAGACCCACGUUCAACUGGUACUUGAUGUCUUGUCAAAAUCAGGUGAUGUGAUACUAUCUUACUCUUUUUUUUUUUUUUUUAAUGAUUAUACAAUGUGUUGUCAAUAAGAUGCUCACUUCUUUCCCACAGCAGAACAAAACAUGACAGGCAGACUGUAGCUUUGCUGCAGAGAAGUAAAAAAGAUAGUUUAUUUAUAUUUGUUCAUUUUUUUUCUACAUUCAUAGAAAUUACUACAGGCACCAAAAUCUUUGAAAAUGUGGUAAUAAAUUAAGUGGAUUUUUAGGUCCCAUCUAAUUGCAAACAGUUAAUAUCUUUCUACAUUUUUCUCUGUUCCCCAUAUCCAAAAUGUGCUCACAUGGUCUGCCAUAGAAUGUUUAGAAAGCUAUGCUUACACUGUUAGAAAUCAGAUCUGUCAUUUCACACUUGUUCUCUACAGCCGUUGAACCUUCGGUCACGCUGAGGUCAGCCGAUUUGUCGGGCAGCAGACACCCCAGCAUGCUCGUCUGUAGCGCGUACAACUUUUACCCCAAACAAAUCAGGCUGAGUUGGCUGAGAAACGGGAAAGAGGUGACAUCUGAUGUGAUGUCCACUGAGGAACUGCCCAGUGGGAACUGGCUUUAUCAGAUCCACUCUCACCUAGAGCUCACACACACAUCUGGAGACACAAUAGCUUGUCAGGUGGAGCAUGCCAGCUUACUGAAGCCCAAGCUGUACGAGUGGGGUAAGGAAAUGACAUGUGGAAUAUUUGAUUUUGGAGUUAUGUUGUUCAAUCGAGGCCAUUUUUUUGGUUUGUUGCCUUUCUAGUGAGGUGAGUGAGUGAUGAGAAAAAGUCUACAUGGACUCCAUUCUGUAUCACAAAUAAAACAUACCAAUCUUUACAGAAAUCUUCAAUUAUGCUCAUGUUUUGUUCCGUUUUUGUAACAGAGGUUAAUCUAAUUUUUUUGUUUUAAUGUUUUUUCAGAGUCUAUAUCUGAGUCUGAGAGAAAUAAGUUUGCUGUGGGGGCAGCAGCACUGCUGCUGGGUCUGGUCGUCCUUGGUGGUGGGCUGAUUUACAACAAAAGAUGCACAAAUGGUAGGAGACCAGAUCAGCCAAAAAAAUUAAACAGAACCAGAUUUGUAACCCCUCUAUUAUGUCUUUAGUUCAACUUGUGAGCAUCCUCGCUUUGACAUAUUAAGUCACAAAAACUGUUCUUCCAUCAAAUUUAAAAUUAAGCAAUAAGGCACAAACUUAUACACUACCAGAGAUCACAUACUUAGCUACCACAGCACAUGCAAUGUGAGUGACAUCUGCAAAGGACGCAACACUGCUAACAUUUUAACACAAAACUAGUCUGAUUCAUCAUCUACUGUGUUUGGUUAUGUGUGAUAUUGUUCUUCUUUUUGUUUUUAUUCUAUAGGACGGCAGCUUGUACCAACCAGUGCUGGAUGA
Molecule: messenger RNA, 1821 nt
Organism: Xyrichtys novacula (pearly razorfish)
Lineage: Eukaryota; Metazoa; Chordata; Actinopteri; Labriformes; Labridae
Source: the annotation of a GenBank genome assembly